Heterostelium album PN500 is the source of this 1617-nucleotide messenger RNA. RefSeq lists its product as uncharacterized. The record is from RefSeq and is a predicted model, not a curated record. The coding region runs from base 1 to 1617 and encodes 538 amino acids. The transcript has 5 exons. Lineage: Eukaryota; Evosea; Eumycetozoa; Acytosteliales; Acytosteliaceae.
AUGAUAAAAUCAGUCAUCCUCAUCUUAUCAUUAUUAUCUUUAAUUUCAUAUAGUGUUGCAAACCAAUUGGAAUGCACUGUUGUCGCUGGUGCUCCAUGUACAUCUGGAUCAUGUGCUACAGUUACUCUUUGUUUGACAUGGUUAGCUAAUCAAGUACAACUCAAUCCAUCAUAUAAUGUUACUGUUGUAACUUUGAACGACAAUACCUACGAUUGUCCGGGUGUUUUCCCAACUGCUUCUUUCCCAAGAUCAGCUGUUCACAUUUUCAGAACCACCAACGAUAUUAACAUUCUUUGUAAUACACCAUUUAUCGAUGUUAAUUUACCAUCACCAACCAAUAUUGUUUUCGAAGGUAUCACUUUCUAUAGACACUCACCAUUGAUUUUGGCUCCAAUGCUCAAGUUCAAGAAUUUGAAUGCCUCUGCUGCCGCACUCCCAACUUUUGUUUGGUACUCAACCGUCUUUUUGAACAACGCUACUGUCGGUGGUAUCAUCAACGGUCACAACAUCAUCAUCGAAGACUCGCAAUUCUACAACAACUCAAUCUCUGGUGUUAUCAACGCCACCGUGAGUGUUUCGAUCGACAACAGUUUCUUCACUGAGAACUUCAACAAUGUCACCAAGGGUGGUGCCGGUGUCGCCAGUGCACCAAAGAUCUUCGCCACCAGCUCGAUCUUCUCCAAGAACUACGGUGUCAAGGGUGGUGUUUUCUUCUCUGACCAAUACCAGUACAAGACUCUCGGUGUCACCGUCGAUGACUGCGAGUUCACUGAGAACACUGCCUUUGAGAAUGGUGGUGUCGCCGUUGCCUCGAACUUUGUCAUCUCCAACUCUGCCUUCCUCAACAAUGUCGCCCCAUUCGGUGGUGCCAUCAACGCCAACAACCUCAACGCCACCAACUCGCUCUUCAACAACAACACCGCAAUUCGUUCUCUUUUCAGCGGUGGUAUGGGUGGUGCUAUCAUGGCAUACAACAACGUUUCACUCGUCAACUGUCAAGUCAACGGAAACGAAGCCUAUUCUUUCGCCGGUGCCAUCUACUCUGACCAAAGCAACUCCAAGAAUACCUUCUACGCCUCGAACACCACUUUCGAUGACAACAAAGUCACCAGAUACGACGGUGCCGGUGGUGCUAUCUACUUCAGUGUCGACGAUGUCGUACUCCUCAAGGUUAACAUUGUGAACUCUUCAUUCGCCAACAAUCUCGCUGGAAAGGGUGGUGCUAUUUAUAUCACUGAUUACUAUCCAAGCAGUCCAUACAACUACGUCUUCAACAUGAAGAACACUGUUUUCUUUAAUAACUAUGCUAACGACCAAGGUGGUGCCAUCUACUUCAGAACCUAUCCAACCAAGUUGGUUGGUGGUCUCUUCAUCGACAACGAUGCCGGUGUCUCACAAACAGCCACAUUCACCAAGAUCCCAACAUCACUCAAUAUCGUCAAGGUUUUCUCAUCGAUUCUCUUGAACGCCAGCAACUAUUUGGUACCAAUCGUCAAGGAUCCAAACACCUCACCAUACGUUAUGGCCUACGGUGUUGUCGGUCACUGUCCAAACGGAUGUGCAACCAUCAGUCUUUCAGGUCAAGUCACUGCUUGUUCAACCACCACCUGUUCAUAA